CAGCUUCUUUCUAGUCUUUACAAACCCUUCUCUCUAUAUAUAUAUAUAUACAUACAACUUCUGAGGAAUAUACACAACACAUCUGUAUACAAGAUAUCAUUAUCCAAGGAAUACCUUAAGUUUCCUAGCUUGCGCUAAACUAAUCCUGAGCUUCAGAAUCAUUGAUCUGAUUUAGAAAUGAUGUUGGAGUACCAAGAUUUGGGGCUGAGCUUGAAGUUGGGAUUUUCCGGCGAGAGUUGCGGCAGGGCGUCAGAAACACCGCAAAACCUCAACCUCUCCACUUCUUCAAGCAGUUCUCAUUCCUCGCCCUUCCACAGCUCCCCAUGCUGGGCAGAUCGGAACUCCGACGCCUGCGGAAGAGCGGAAGCCGCCGCGUUCCUGAAGGGAAUAGACGUGAACCGGGCUCCGGCGGCUGCGGGGGCGGCGGACGGCGAGGAGGAAGCGUGGGUGUCGUCGCCGAACAACAGCACGGUGUCGAGCGGGAGCAAGCGGAGCGAGAGAGAAGAUCAGGAGACGGAGAGAGCUUGCUCAGAUGAAGAAGACGGCGGAGAAGCUUCCAGAAAGAAGCUCCGCCUCAACAAAGAUCAGUCCGCCAUUCUCGAAGAGACCUUCAAAGAACACAACACUCUCAAUCCGAAGCAAAAGCUAGGAUUGGCUAAAAGGCUGGGGUUGAGGCCAAGGCAAGUGGAAGUGUGGUUUCAAAACAGGAGGGCAAGAACAAAAUUGAAGCAAACUGAGGUCGAUUGUGAGGUAUUGAAGAGAUGUUGUGAGAAUCUAACGGAAGAAAAUCGGAGGUUACAUAAAGAAAUUCAACAACUUAGGGCUCUCAAGCUCUCCCCACAUUUCUACAUGCAAAUGCCCCCUCCGACAACCCUCACUAUGUGCCCUUCAUGUGAGUGUGUUGCUGUCCCACCACCAGCAUCGUCUCCGGCAAUAUAUUCUUAUGGGUCAUUGGUCACAAAUAGAAAUGGUCUAACCAAGGCCCUUCCUCUUCAACAUAUGGGAACCUGUGUAGACCCUCAUCGACGAUUUGAUGUCACCCGCCCCAACACCCUUAAACUGUAAUUUGGAAUGAUUUCAUAUUAAUUUUGCGAGAAAUUGUGAAAUUGUACAUAAACUCAAUAGGGUCUCUCAUCUACUAAACCAACCUUUUGAGAUGUGUACUCUCAUAUUAAGUUUAGGUACCUAUCAUAAUUUUAAUAUGAAUGAAUUAUGAGUAGUCUUGUCAAAUUUCCUACCCCUUGUAGAAGAUGUGAAUGAAACAAGGGUAAGGGCUGGCUAGAUACAACAAAAAUGCUAUAGUGCACCAUGAUUAAUGUAUGAUGAUUUGUGGUCUUGGAUAUUGGUAUAUUCAAGAAAAUUUUACAAUGUAAUAUGUACAGUUUUAUUGU
This is a messenger RNA of Ipomoea triloba (trilobed morning glory), 1391 nucleotides long. RefSeq names its product homeobox-leucine zipper protein HAT4-like. Gene Ontology annotation, molecular function: DNA-binding transcription factor activity, RNA polymerase II-specific; sequence-specific DNA binding. Bases 178 to 1065 code for a protein of 295 amino acids. Gene Ontology annotation, biological process: regulation of DNA-templated transcription. NCBI's taxonomy places the organism in Eukaryota, Viridiplantae, Streptophyta, Magnoliopsida, Solanales, Convolvulaceae. Gene Ontology annotation, cellular component: nucleus. The record is from RefSeq and is a predicted model, not a curated record. The transcript has 3 exons.